GAGCGAACUGAACAAAAAACCGUCCAUACAAAACCUAAAUCGCAAAUCUAAAAUUGGGCAUGGGCAAUGAUGGAAGGAAAGAACAAACUCACCAAACAAAAUGAAUGGGAAGACCUAAAACACAAAUCACAGAAGCUAAAACGAAAAUGAAAAUAAAGGGAAAUAAAAAAUGACCCAUUUAACACUUUUAACUCUGCUGCCCGUGAGAUCCACAUUUGACACUGUCAAACGAAUGUAGAGCUCAAACCCUGUCAACGUAGCGGUACUCCAUGGAGGAAUGAGUAGGGCACACUCGCACCAAUGUAAUACUGAGUUCACACCUUCAACAUGGUUCCUCCUAGUCUCUCGUCACAACAACUAUUUUCAAAUCUCCGUUUCAUUUCCGUCUCCACCUUCAAUCCUCAUCUUAGAUUCUUUAGAUUCAGGUACAUUUGUUCUGACCACCCAGAAUCUCAACACGCAAUACCCAGAUCACGAAAUGAAAGUAAAACGGCCAAAACCAUGGCCAAUCUUAUCAAUUCCAAACCAUGGUCAAACGCGUUGGUCUCGCUUCUGCCCACCCCUCUCUCCAAAACGACGGUGCUCCGAACCCUUCGCCUCAUCAGGGACCCUUCCAAAGCCCUUCGCUUUUUCAAGUGGGCUCAGCAAAGUGGUUUUUCCCACACAGUUCAGUCUUACUUCAUCAUGCUACAAAUUCUGGGUCGCCAUAGGAACCUCAACGUUGCCCGAAACUUGCUUUUUUCCAUCGAGAAAAAGUCUAACGGAACCGUCAAGCUUGAGGACAGGUUCUUCAAUACCCUCAUCAGAAGCUACGCCGAAGCAGGCCUCUUCAAAGAGUCCUUGAAGCUUUUUCAGACCAUGAAGUCCGUUGCUGUUUCCCCCUCCGUGAUUACCUUCAACUCUGUUUUGUCUAUUUUGCUUAAAAGGGGUCGCACCAAUAUGGCCAAAGAGGUGUAUGAUGAAAUGCUUCAUACGUAUGGUGUUAGUCCAGACACUUGUACAUACAAUGUUUUGAUUAGAGGGCUUUGCAAAAACUCAAUGGUCGAUGAAGGGUUUCGGUUCUUUAAAGAGAUGGUUAGUUUUAAUUGUGACCCGGAUGUUGUCACGUAUAACACUCUUGUUGAUGGUUUAUGUAGAGCAGGGAAGGUUAGAAUUGCUCGGAAUUUAGUAAAUGCUAUGAGCAAGAAAUGUGAGGGUUUGAAUCCUAAUGUUGUUACUUAUACCACUUUGAUCCGAGGGUAUUGUAUGAAGCAAGAAGUUGAUGAGGCAUUGGUAGUUCUUGAAGAGAUGAGUGGCCGGGGCAUUGAGCCGAACAUGGUUACCUAUAAUACUUUGAUAAAAGGGCUUUGUGAGGUACAGAAGUUGGACAAGAUGAAAGAUAUUUUGGAAUUGAUGAAAGACAAUGGGGGUUUUAGCCCUGAUACAUUUACAUUUAAUACAAUUAUUCAUUCCCAUUGUUGUGCAGGAAAUUUAGAUGAAGCACUGAAGGUGUUUGAAAGAAUGAAGAAAUUUCAGGUCCGCGUGGAUUCAGCCUCUUACAGCCCUCUGAUACGUUGUUUGUGUCAGAAAGGGGACUAUGAUAUGGCAGAGGUGUUAUUUGAUGAGUUAUUUGAGAAGGAAAUCCUAUUGAGUAAUUUUGGCUCCAUGCCACUUGCUGCUGCUUAUAGUCCUCUUAUUCAGUAUUUGUGUGAACAUGGGAAGAGUAAGAAGGCCGAGAGGGUGAUGAGACAGUUAAUGAAAAGGGGCACACAAGAUGGCCAAUUAUACAACACGUUGAUUAUGGGGCAUUGUAAAGAAGGUGCAUACGAAAGUGGAUAUGAGCUUUUAGUGUGGAUGCUGAGAAGAGACUUUCUUCCUGAUGUUGAUAUAUAUGAUUACUUGAUUGAUGGUUUUCUUUUAAAGAAUAAGCCUCUCCUUGCAAAGGAGACACUAGAGAAAAUGCUUAAGAGCUCCUAUCAACCUAAAACAGCCACCUGGCAUUCCAUACUAGCAAAACUUUUGGAAAAGGGUUGUGCUCAUGAGUCUGCCUGUGUUAUUUUGAUGAUGCUGGAGAAAAAUGUUAGACAGAAUAUAAACCUGUCAACUGAAAAUUUAAAGCUACUUUUUAGAUGUGGACAGCAAGAAAGAGCAUUUGAGAUCAUUGAUUUGCUUUAUAAGAAUGGAUACCGUGUUACAAUAGAAGAAGUGGUUCAAUUUCUUUUUGAGAGAGGAAAGCUAUCAGAAGCAUGCAAAAUGUUGUUUUUUAGUUUGAAAAAUCAUCAGAAUGUUGAUAUUGAUUUGUGUAAUGCAAUUGUUCUGAAUCUUUGUAAAACUAACAAGGUCUCAGAAGCAUUUAAUUUAUGCUAUGAAUUGGUGGAGAAAGGUUUAUGUCAGGAAUUGACAUGUCUAAAUGAUCUACUGCCUGCUUUAGAGGAAGGGGGAAGAAGAGAAGAAGCUAUAUUUAUAUCAAAGAGAUUACCAAGACUGGAGAAUUUAGAUGAAUCUAAGGGAAAUCAUAGCUCUUAGAAGUUCAGGCGUAUUAAAGUGUGAACCGUGUUUCUUGCUCUUUCAAUAUUCUGUUUUCAUCUUUUCUGCUUUGACGGUUGAAAGUUAAAAUCAUUAGCUUCUACAGCUUGAAGAUGAUCUCUAUCUGAUAAAGUGCAAUAGUUUGAUGUGUCAUAUGGUGGUAUUAAGAUCACCGACCUUGUGCUGCAGUAGUCAGUAAGCAAACCAGAAGGGGAUAAAAUAAGCCAACCUCCCGGUUAACAGGUAUGCGCCCUGGAAGCCAUCUUUGGAAAUAUGGCCAGUCUUUUACCUUAAAGACUCGUUGCCACUGAUUCACAGUUUCUCCACUCUCAGUCUACAAGAAGAGACGGAAUGCAAAGAAUAUUAGCUAGAUGAAGGACCCAAGAGAUAACUACUAAGAUGUACAAAGGAAAAAAAAAAUAACGCUUAUGAGUGUUGACUAGAAAUGCACAUCACAUUCUUUGUCAUGAGCC
Messenger RNA from Vigna angularis (adzuki bean), 2978 nucleotides. Its product is annotated as pentatricopeptide repeat-containing protein At1g02060, chloroplastic. The transcript has 2 exons. Gene Ontology annotation, molecular function: protein binding. NCBI's taxonomy places the organism in Eukaryota, Viridiplantae, Streptophyta, Magnoliopsida, Fabales, Fabaceae. The coding region runs from base 328 to 2505 and encodes 725 amino acids. The record is from RefSeq and is a predicted model, not a curated record.